Messenger RNA from Exaiptasia diaphana, 1137 nucleotides. Its product is annotated as elastase-1. The transcript is spliced from 8 exons. The coding region runs from base 33 to 1001 and encodes 322 amino acids. Lineage: Eukaryota; Metazoa; Cnidaria; Anthozoa; Actiniaria; Aiptasiidae. Gene Ontology annotation, biological process: proteolysis. The record is from RefSeq and is a predicted model, not a curated record. Gene Ontology annotation, molecular function: serine-type endopeptidase activity.
GUUCACAUAAAGUUUGUGUCCGAUUGACGAACAUGUUUGGAGACUGGUUAUACGUUGCGUUGUUCGCCGUGUUCCUGGGCUCUGAAGCAUCGAUGCUUAACGAUCCGCGCUGCGGUAUCCGCAACAGGCAAAGGAUUGUGGGUGGAAGUAAAGCUGGUUUCUGGCCGUGGCAAGUGCAAAUUCUUAAGNUGAAUAAACACAACAGUGAUUACCAACAUAAAUGUGGUGGCACUUUGAUCAAUAAAAGAUGGGUCUUGACCACCGCUGGCUGCUUGUUUGAGGAUCCUUACCCGACAUUUUACAAGGUCAAACUCGGUCAGUAUGAUCUCAGUAAACCAGAUCCUGGUGAAGUCGAUCUUUCAGUUCAGUCUCUUAUAAUCCAUCGAGAGUUUCUGGCCGAUGGCAGUCGAUCCAAUGAYAUUGCUUURAUAAAACUUGGCAAAGAUGUUGAUCUUGGUCAUGCUGCACGGCCCGCUUGUUUACCUGAUAGAAUGACCCGAGCUCGAGCAGGAGAGAUGUGCUUCAUGACUGGUUGGGGACGAACAUCAARGGGAGGUGCGUUUUCAAACAUCUUACAAGAAACUCAACUUCCAAUUGUCAGUCAUGACAAAUGUUCAGCUAAAAACAAGCCAUUCUCUAGAGUGGAUAAAUGGACCAUGAUUUGUGCUGGCUAUGAUAACAAGCCAACUAGUGGCUGCUAUGGUGAUAGCGGCGGCCCAUUAGUCUGCGAAGARCGUGGUCGRUGGGUUCUACGAGGUUUAGUGAGCUGGGGUGCUGUCAACUGUGAUGGACGACAGGCCUAUUCGGUAUUUACACGAGUGGAACAUUACAUGCAUUGGAUGAUGUUCAGCAUGCUGUUUCCACAGAGACCGUACUCAAGGUGUCGAGAUAACCAUUGGUCCUGUUUCAGCUGGAASAAGAAAGGGCUUUGCACUAACAACUACUUUAAAGAGUCCCUACGCAAGUACUGCCCCGAGACCUGCGGCUAUCGCUGUAAAUGAACGCUUAUUAUUAUUAGAGAAAGAAGAUUUCGUGGAAYACAAGCUAAUCAAGUAAUGCAUUUGGGAUAACGCUUUUGGUUGUUGAUUUUGCAAGCAUUUUGACGUCAAUAAAAGACUURUAGUCAUUGACAUAUCA